This is a messenger RNA of Nematolebias whitei (Rio pearlfish), 2568 nucleotides long. RefSeq names its product potassium voltage-gated channel subfamily B member 2-like. Gene Ontology annotation, molecular function: delayed rectifier potassium channel activity; protein binding. The transcript has 2 exons. The record is from RefSeq and is a predicted model, not a curated record. NCBI's taxonomy places the organism in Eukaryota, Metazoa, Chordata, Actinopteri, Cyprinodontiformes, Rivulidae. The coding region runs from base 1 to 2568 and encodes 855 amino acids. Gene Ontology annotation, biological process: protein homooligomerization; potassium ion transmembrane transport. Gene Ontology annotation, cellular component: membrane; voltage-gated potassium channel complex.
AUGGCUGAAAAGAUCGGAGCUGCUGGUCCUAAACCCAACAACGUCCGGUCUGCGCCCCCGCUCCCGCCCGAGCCUAUAGACAUCAUCCGCACCAAAGCUCGCUCUCGCAGAGUUCGCCUUAACGUAGGGGGGCUGAACCAUGACGUCCUGUGGCGAACCCUGGAUCGGUUACCCAGGACCCGGCUUGGUAAGCUUAGAGACUGCAACACCCAUGAGUCCCUGAUGGAGAUCUGCGACGACUACAGCCUGAACGAGAACGAGUACUUCUUCGAUCGGCACCCGGGUGCCUUCACCUCCAUCCUAAACUUUUACCGCACGGGCAAGUUGCACAUGAUGGAGGAGAUGUGCGCCCUCUCCUUUGGCCAGGAGUUGGACUACUGGGGGAUUGACGAGAUCUACCUGGAGUCGUGCUGCCAGGCUCGAUACCACCAGAAGAAAGAGCAGAUGAACGAGGAGCUGCGGAGGGAGGCCGAGACAAUGAGGGAGAGGGAGGGGGAGGGAGAGUUUGAUAACACCUGCUGCCCAGAUAAGAGGAAGAAACUGUGGGAUCUCCUGGAGAAGCCCAGCUCCUCUGUGGCUGCCAAGAUUCUAGCCAUCAUAUCAAUCCUGUUCAUUGUCCUCUCCACCAUCGCCUUGUCUCUCAACACUUUACCAGAGCUUCAGGUUCCAGACGAGUUGGGCCACGCCAAUGACAACCCCCAGCUGGCCCACGUGGAGGCUGUGUGUAUUGCAUGGUUCACCAUGGAGUACCUCCUCCGCUUCCUGUCAUCUCCCAACAAGUGGAAGUUCUUCAAAGGUCCACUGAAUGUCAUUGACUUACUGGCCAUCCUGCCCUACUAUGUCACCAUUUUCCUAACGGAGUCCAACAAGAGUGUGCUGAAGUUCCAAAAUGUGCGCCGUGUGGUGCAGAUAUUCAGAAUCAUGAGAAUAUUGAGAAUCCUGAAGUUGGCCAGGCAUUCCACAGGGCUCCAGUCACUAGGAUUUACUUUGAGAAGGAGCUACAAUGAACUGGGGCUGCUUAUAUUGUUUCUUGCCAUGGGCAUCAUGAUAUUUUCCAGCUUGGUCUUCUUUGCUGAGAAAGAUGAAGACGCCACCAAAUUCACCAGUAUCCCUGCCUCGUUCUGGUGGGCAACCAUUACAAUGACUACAGUGGGGUAUGGAGACAUUUACCCACAGACUUUGCUUGGAAAGAUUGUGGGUGGGCUCUGCUGUAUAGCAGGAGUGUUGGUGAUUGCCCUGCCAAUCCCCAUCAUUGUAAAUAACUUCUCAGAGUUCUAUAAGGAGCAGAAGAGGCAGGAGAAAGCCAUCAAGAGGAGAGAGGCACUGGAGAGAGCCAAAAGGAAUGGCAGCAUUGUGUCAAUGAACCUUAAAGAUGCCUUUGCUCGUAGUAUGGAGCUGAUGGAUGUGGUGGUUGAAAAAGGAGAGGACAAAACAUCCCUUGACAACCACUUGUCACCGAGCCGUUGGGGCGGUUCAACCAGGCAUGCUACCUCGGAAAGCAGCCUCAGAUCCCCAGACAAACGAAACGCAGAGUUCCUACAGCAAAGCUCUCCCCAUCGCAUAAUCAUCACCACCACCGGAAGUCCACAUCGCGUUAGCAGGACGCCACAGCACCUUAAUGUUCAGAAGCUGGAGGAAAUGUACAACCAGAUGGCCAAGUCCCAAUCCUUCUCUAAUCUCAACACUACAAGCUCAAUGAGCACCCUCAGCACAACCGUGACCGCUCCCAUCUCGCCAAAGAAAUCUCACAGCUCUGAAUCUACAUUAAGAGAGGAGGUGCAGCUCGAGAUGAAAGAAGUCCAGUCUUGUUCAAAAGAUAACUUUGCCAGCUGUUCAGCAGACUGCACAGGACAGAGCUCCAGUCUAGGCGAAGAUGAUGCCAGGUUACAUGAAAUCAGACAUCCCAGAGCCCCACCCUUUCUGGAUUUUGGCCAACUGAGAACAAAUGAUGACCCAAGUUUCACCAUAAACUUAGUGAAAGAUCACUUCUAUGAAUCUGUCAACCCAGUUGAUGGAUCAGAGUAUCAUUUGGAUGAAGGGGAGAGCUAUAACCGUGCAGUGGAGAACAACCAGAGCUAUCCAACAGAUUCUCUAAAAGAAAAAGGGUUAAAUUUUGACUUACAAAAACCUUCCAAUGAAGGUCCUCUCACUCCACCAAGCACUACCUCCCCUGGUGAUAUCAGCUCCAGCAUCUUAGAAGUCGAAUACCCCACAGGGGAGACGUCACCACUCAUUGCUGAUUCGCAGGAGCUUCUACCAGUCAUAGAUGAUGGCACAUGCAACCUCUCUCCUAAGAGGCUGUUGAUCGACACCCCACCUGGUGAUGAAGAUCAGUCAACAGAGAACCACACAGAGAAGCAUCUGAUGGAAGAGGCAGGUGCCGCAGUUGCACCCUUGUCCCCCAAAACCGCAUCGCAAAAUUGCACUCAAAAUGUAGUUGGAGCAGAAGAGGAAAAGACUGACAGCAACUCUAGCGAACACAAAGUAGAGAAUCACAUAUUCACAUCCGAUAUCCACCUGAUACCUGGGAAUGGCAGCCUCUCUCCAACAUGUGAAACCAGCAUGUGA